CAUGCUCGGCGCGGCCGCCAUUUUGGACGGGCCGCCGGAGUUUCUCCCGCGGUGGCGGCGGUGGUGACGGUUGGCGGCGGAGCUCGGCCCGGCUCGGCGGCGGCGGGAGCGACCUGGGUUUCGGCGGGUCCCGCUGCCGAGAUGGCCAACAUCGCGGUGCAGCGGAUCAAGCGGGAGUUCAAAGAAGUGCUGAAGAGCGAGGAGACGAACAAAAAUCAAAUUAAAGUAGAUCUUGUAGAUGAAAAUUUUACAGAAUUAAGAGGAGAAAUAGCAGGACCUCCGGACACACCGUAUGAAGGAGGAAGAUAUCAAUUAGAAAUAAAAAUUCCAGAAACGUAUCCUUUUAAUCCCCCUAAGGUGCGGUUUAUUACCAAAAUCUGGCAUCCUAAUAUUAGCUCAGUCACUGGAGCUAUCUGUUUGGAUAUCCUAAAAGAUCAGUGGGCUGCAGCGAUGACUUUAAGAACAGUGUUGUUAUCCUUGCAAGCCCUUCUGGCAGCUGCGGAACCCGAUGACCCUCAAGAUGCAGUCGUGGCAAAUCAGUACAAACAGAAUUCAGAAAUGUUUAAACAGACAGCUCGGCUUUGGGCGCACGUUUACGCUGGAGCACCCGUUUCUAGUCCGGAAUAUACCAAGAAGAUAGAAAAUCUUUGUGCUAUGGGAUUUGAUAGGAAUGCGGUAAUAGUGGCCUUGUCAUCAAAAUCAUGGGAUGUAGAGAGAGCGACAGAACUCCUUCUGAGUAACUGAGCCCUGUGCGGCAACUGCUUCAGCGUAGCCCAACUUGCCUGUUCUGGAGGAACGUCACCACCUCUCUCUUCUUUUUAGGUUUCAAUAUAGAUUCUCUUUUAAAAAAAAAAAAAAAACUGACAUUCUCGCCUGAUGCUAUCUAGGCCCUAUUGGAGACUGAAAAAAACAAAAACAAAACAAAACUGCUCUGUAAAUAAAGCUAAUUAAACAUCUGUGUAAAUUUUAAACAAAAAAAAAAACCCAAGGGGGAAAUACUUUAAUUUUUUUUUUGUUUUAGUUUUUUCCUUACUAAAUAUUGUAAAUUCCUGGAGCUUGGCUAAAAAUCGGAAACCAACUUGGUGGGGACGGAACCUGUUCUGCCGUAGCGUUAGCGGCGCGACCGAGUCCGAUGUCAGGAAUUUGCGCCAGGAUUUUUUUUUGACUUUUAUUCAGAACCCAUCAGGUUGUGUCUGUAAUCAUCAAGCGUUGUUGAUGUCACCCAUCCCGGCUCCCUUACCGUGUUUUGUUUUUUUUUAAUGGAUCCUACAUGCCUGUGGACUGACCUUAUAUUUGCAUGCUUGUACUUUACAUAGACACUUUAAGCAAUUAUUGGGGGGUGAAGUGAACAAAACACCACUCGGAGUACUUGAGUACUCAUCCUUGUAACUUUUUUUUGCCUAAAGAUUUUCCAGGUGGGUCUCGGAAACUCAAAAUACGGGGGGCUGACUCUGAUAUUUGCGCCACCGUCGGGGUUAACAACCCCGAACACUCUCCUCCUUCCCAGCCUCCCCUUCAGCUGCACACACAGUGGCAAUAAUCACACACUAUGACCUCUCCAGAAUUUGUGGGGUUAUCGGUGCCAUCUAGCCUAGUUUUCCCACUUCACGUGGUUCUCCUUUUGAAUAAUACCCCGUACGAGUGUUUCCAGCGUUGUAAUUUCUACACAAUUGUAUAAAGGUUUGGGAUCUUUGGACAUAGCACAAACCAGUGGAGCUGCUGUUUUAUUUCUUCCGCAGGAAUCAAACCUCUUUCAAUAAAUUCUGGCUAGAAUGAAUUUA
This is a messenger RNA of Crotalus tigris (Tiger rattlesnake), 1781 nucleotides long. RefSeq names its product ubiquitin conjugating enzyme E2 K (gene UBE2K). The transcript is spliced from 7 exons. Gene Ontology annotation, molecular function: ubiquitin conjugating enzyme activity; protein binding. NCBI's taxonomy places the organism in Eukaryota, Metazoa, Chordata, Lepidosauria, Squamata, Viperidae. The record is from RefSeq and is a predicted model, not a curated record. Gene Ontology annotation, biological process: protein polyubiquitination; proteasome-mediated ubiquitin-dependent protein catabolic process. Gene Ontology annotation, cellular component: nucleus. The coding region runs from base 142 to 744 and encodes 200 amino acids.